Molecule: messenger RNA, 1404 nt
Organism: Phoenix dactylifera (date palm)
Lineage: Eukaryota; Viridiplantae; Streptophyta; Magnoliopsida; Arecales; Arecaceae
Product: putative WRKY transcription factor 65
Biological process (GO): regulation of DNA-templated transcription
Cellular component (GO): nucleus
Molecular function (GO): transcription cis-regulatory region binding; DNA-binding transcription factor activity
Source: RefSeq, a predicted model, not a curated record
CUCAUUUCAGUAUUCUAAAAAAAAGGACAAUGGGGCUACCCGUCCGCAUUGCCUGGCAACCUAACCCUUUUUUUCUGGUUCAAGAACCUAACCUCUCUUCCAACCCGAAGGCGCACCCUCCUGCUCUUUCUCCUCCUCUCUCCCUCCGCUUCUUCUCUCUCACCUCCUCCGCGAUAUUCUUCUAGUAUUUCUUUUCUCGUUUUGUUUCCGGACUUCCCUACGGACCGAGGAACGGAGAUCGCGAAAUCAACGGCUCGGAUUUAGUGGAGUACGGCGAAUCCACGUCAUGGAUGGCCGUUCCGACAGCAGCGAUCCGGAAGAUCCUUGCAUCGAUCCCGAAUCCAACGAUGUCUGUCCGCCCGCCACCGCUGACCUCAACAGCUCCACCCGCCUUCCCUCCCGUACGUCCCCCAACCGAAGCCGGCGGUCGGUCCAGAAACGAGUGGUGUCCGUACCCAACGGCGACGGAGCUGCUCCGCCGUCCGAUUCCUGGGCCUGGCGGAAGUACGGCCAGAAGCCGAUCAAGGGCUCCCCCUAUCCCAGGGGCUACUAUAGGUGCGGCAGCCACAAGGGGUGCCCGGCGAGAAAGCAAGUGGAGAGGAGCCGCGUGGACCCCACCAUGCUGGUGAUGACGUACGCCGGGCAGCACAACCACUCCGGGCCCCUCCCAAAAAACCACCACCAAAGUUCCAAGCUCCGGCCGGUCGAAGCCCCGACCCCGGACCCGGAACCGGCCACGGCUGAAUCAGUCCCGCCCGGUCCAGCUGAUCCGGACCAGAAGUUCGCCGAUUUGAUCGCUGACGAGUCGUCGUCCCUCGUAACGCCCAACGAACUCUACUGGUUCUCCGACGUCGGGUCCACCUCUCCGCCGGAGACCGAUGACGCCCACCUCUACGGCUCCAUAUGCUGCGCCGGGGGCGACAGCGCCACUGCCGGUAUCGCGGUGUUGUUCGCCGACGAGUGCGAAAGGUUGGCAGGCCACGGCGGCGAGGGGGAGGAGGACUCGAUGUUCGCGGACCUGGGGGAGUUGCCGGAGUGCUCGGCGGUGUUCCGGCGAGCGUUCGUAGAGAGGCACGUGGGAGGGGAGGAGAGCCGGCGGUGCACCUUAACGACGGCGCCGUGCUGCGGGAGCACCGGAUGAUACGAUGACGUCAUCGUUGCGCUGCCUUACCCAUCUUACCCUGAGAGCGUGUCGUGCGCCGUGCGACUCCAUAAAUUUUCUUGUAUGCACAUGAAGACGCUGCUGCACCACGUCAUCCGUAUCACAGUCAAUUAUUACUGUAUGAUCUACUCAAAGAGCUCACUUGAUACACCACUACGAAAACGAACGGCUGUGAUAUAUAAUAUAUAUGAUGUAUACAGUGUAGGAAAUAAUUUUUCGUCGGUGCUUGUCUUUAACGAUUA